Molecule: messenger RNA, 1235 nt
Organism: Protopterus annectens (West African lungfish)
Lineage: Eukaryota; Metazoa; Chordata; Ceratodontiformes; Protopteridae
Product: sulfotransferase family cytosolic 1B member 1-like
Exons: 3
Coding region: 1-402 (133 amino acids)
Biological process (GO): sulfation
Cellular component (GO): cytoplasm
Molecular function (GO): sulfotransferase activity
Source: RefSeq, a predicted model, not a curated record
AUGGUGAGUCUGGACAUUGAUUUUGACAUAGAAUGUUGUGAACUUAUUAAUAUGUUCAAGAAAAGAGGAUAUCCAGGCCACAUAUUAUACGAGUUAUAUGAAGAAGUUAAGGACCUACGUGGGUCAGUUGUGAAAAUAUGUCAGUUCUUGGAGAAGAACCUUGAUGAUGAUGCUGUUGACGCUGUUGUAAGAAAUGCUAGUUUCAGCUGCAUGAAAGAUAACAAGAUGGCCAACUUCACUCUUGUUCCAGAAACAAUGAUGGAUCACAAAAGGAGCCCUUUUAUGAGAAAAGGUAUAUGUGGAGACUGGAAGAAUCAUUUUACAAUUGCACAGAGCAAAUACUUCAACAAAGUUUACCAGGAAAGGAUGAAAGACGCAGAGAUUAAGUUUGUCUUGGAUUAGUCCAACCUAUUUGCUUAUUAGCUUUUUAAAUAUCUUGCUAGAAGCUAUGUAAAAUAAAGCUGCAGUUUCAGUCAUUGUCCUACUAAUCUUGAAGUAGUGUGUUAGCAUUUCCUGUAAAGAAAUAAUGCAUUACUAAAAGAGCAUAAAUGAGAACUGGCUUUGCUCAUGUACCACUCCUGGAUAAUCUAAUUAAGCCAUCCUACACACAUACACAUGUGAAUAAAACUUGUUUUUCAUCUAAUACAGCUGCACUUUCAACAUUACUCUCCCUCUCCCCCUUGCAGUUGUAUAUCUUCCUCUCCCCUUUCUUGUCUCUCCCCCACCAACAACGCUAUACCCUUACCUUGAUCCAUCUUGCUUCAUCAUAUUAUCUACCUGUUUUUCUUAGCCUUACCUCCUUCUCAGAUAAUAUAUAGUUGUGUUGCAUCCUCCUAUUUCUUGUCUCACUACAGAUAUUAAGCAUGUUGCUUGAAUCAUACUAAUACAACAACUCUAAAUCAGCUAAUUUUAUAUCAUAUAGUUUUUCUACCUCACCUUAUCUCAAACAUUGUUAUAUCUACUACUACACCUGUACAUGUGAUGACAAGGAAUGUAUGAAAUCUAUUUUUGAAUUGUAGCUAGUUUUCUAACUGUGCUCAUGUGUCUUAAAAUUCUCUGUAAAUCUGUAAAAGUGUGCUUUUACUGUGUUUUUCAAUUUUUAACCCCUGCAAUAAUGCCAAUUCAUUAACAUUUUUCCAACCUUGUGGAGCUUUCACCCCCAGGCUUCUGCUGAAAAGGGUCUCUUUAGAGUCAUAAGUUCCCUAUCAAUUAAAAUAAAUAAAUAAAAUAUGUCA